AAUGAAGGAAAUAGAGAAGAUGUAUUUUUCUCACUACUACCUAGAAGACGAGUCCUAAUAAGCAGACGAUGAGAAAUCAAGAAUGUCGGCAACAGCGAAACAACCGAGGUCCAGUUGCGACGAGGAGAGAGAGAGAGAGAAAGCGAGCGAUCGGCCCCCUUCAACAUCGGUCAUUCAACACUCCAGUCAAGUGAGAUAAGGAGAUAAUUGAAUUCAGUCUAUUUCUUUUUCUUUUGUCUUCAUUCUUUCUUCAUCCCUUUCUCUCUGCUCGGACUUUUGUCACAAUGGCCACCUCCAACCGUCAGUUAAUCUACGCCAACACGCCCUCCCCGGCCAUUGACCCAUCCCUCACCAACGGCACCUUCAAGCUCAACACGGUGCCUAUCCCCGACCAUGUCCCCGACGACAAGGUGCUGGUGCGCGUGCACUACCUCUCCCUCGACCCGGCCAUGCGCCAAUGGCUGACCGCCAAACGAUCGUACAUCGCGCCCGUCGAGCGCGGCCACGUCAUGCGCGGCCAGAGUAUCGCCCAGGUGCUCCGGGUCGGCAGCGCGCUACAAUCCCAGUACCAGGCGGGCGACUGGGUGGUCGCGUACUCGGGCUGGCAGGAAUACGCCCUGCUGGGGGCCAAGGAGGCGCAGAAGGUCACCGUGCCGCCCGGGUGCCAGCCCACCGAUGCCAUGUCGGUGCUCGGGAUGACCGGGUUGACCGCCUACUUUGGCAUGAUGGAGGUCGGGAAGCCCAAGGCCGGCGAGACGGUGGUGGUCUCCGGGGCGGCCGGUGCGACGGGCAUGGUGGCCGGUCAGAUUGCGCGGGUGCAGGGCGCGAAGAGAGUCGUGGGGUUGGCGGGCAGUGCGGAUAAGUGUGAGUUUCUCCGCAAGGAGCUGGGCUUCGACGCGGCGAUCAACUAUAAGGAUGCGGACUGGAAGAAGCAGCUCAAGGAGGCGACCCCCGAGUACAUCGAUGUCUUCUUUGACAAUGUCGGAGGUGAGAUCCUCGAUGCCUGUCUGGCUCGCGCGGCGCGGGACGCUCGAUUCGCCAUCUGCGGUGCGAUCAGUCAGUAUAACGCGGCGAAGCCGCAGGGACCGGCGAGCUUCAUGACCGUGAUUUCGCAACGAGUGACGAUGAAGGGCUUCAUCGUCUUUGACUACGCGAAGAAAUACCAGGCUGCGCUGAACGACCUCGCUACGUGGCUGACGCAGGGCAAGAUCAAGCGCAAGGAGCACAUCGUCCCGGGAGGACUGGAGUCGGCGCCGAAGAGUCUGGUCAACCUCUACGCCGGAGUCAACACGGGCAAGAUGAUGGUCGAGGUGGCUCCGGUGAGCGAGGCGAUUGCAGUCAAGGCGAAAUUGUAGACGGCCGGUCUGUUGCAACGUGUCUGGACUUGUGUUGGCUCUUCCUUGUGUUAUUUGUUUGCAAUUCAUUGAUUAUAUAUAACAUGUAGAUAUAAGAUUGGAAAUAUACAUGAGUUUUAAAUCAGGGUGGCUGGCAGAUGAUGGUAUAUGGUGUCAGACCGGCAGCAUAGCAACCUGC
Molecule: messenger RNA, 1533 nt
Organism: Aspergillus melleus
Lineage: Eukaryota; Fungi; Ascomycota; Eurotiomycetes; Eurotiales; Aspergillaceae
Product: MDR family NADP-dependent oxidoreductase
Exons: 2
Coding region: 285-1355 (356 amino acids)
Molecular function (GO): oxidoreductase activity, acting on the CH-CH group of donors, NAD or NADP as acceptor
Source: RefSeq, a predicted model, not a curated record